CCCGAUACCGGGACGGGGUAUAAACGAGAUUCACGAUAUACAAGGCGUGUUGCGGGGGAGUGCGAAGUACAUAUAUAAGAACGAAGUGCUGUCGGUCCCGGCGUUCUUGCCUCGAGGCUAUCGCGACUAGGGUGUCCUCAACCACUCCUAUUAAAUUUCUGGCACUUUCCUCGCCCAGUCAUAAGGCUUGCCCUGUGACCCGACCAAUGACUAUCGUCGAAGCUACAUUCGCUGCAUCUGAUCCGUCUGAUCAUAUGGAUGCGGAUAAAGAGGUGUUGACCCGCCAACUGGAAGAAAUCAACCUGAUCAAAUAUUCCGUUCUUCCCGACGAACUACUCGCGUUCGUACUAGACGCCGACAAGUGGACAUCCCUGCUUGAGGAAUAUCCCUGCUCCGUGCCUACCGGAAAGUGGCCAGAGGAGCUCUCAAACGCGAGAUUUCAGGUGAAGGUCGAUAGUGCAAGGCUCUGGUUUGAGGUUAAUGUACCUAGAGAAUACCCCCAUGGUAUCCAUGAAGGAAAGAACAUCCCCGUCAUCUCGGUUAAAUGCGAAGACGUCAAUAGAGAAGAGCAAGAGAAAUGGCAGAAGAUAGUUGAAGAACGUUGGCGAGAAGUGAUUGACAGCGAGGCCCAAUAUCCACUGCAUGUGCUCAUCUGCCUUCAUCUUCUGCCCGAGCUACACGAUGCUCAUGACUCCGGUAUACUUUCGGAAGCGUCGGACGACCCUCGGCAUCCUACGGGCGACAAUAACCCUGCGUCCGGGUCUACCGCGCCCUCUACAUACCAUGUCUUGUUCACUUCGCACCACCUGAUCUCACCUCAAAAGCGGCGGUCCUUACAGCAAUGGAGCUCCCUUCUCUCCCUCGCAGGCUUCGCUAAACUAGGCUACCCAGGGGUCAUAUAUGCCGAAGGGCCGCGCGAGAACCUCCAGGAGUUCGUAAGUAAUGUGAAGUCCAUGCAGUGGCUAGCACUGCGAUUGCGCUUUAUUGAACCGCUGCUGGCCGAGGAUACCCCUGUUAAACCGGAAGAGAAACGGUGGGUUGAGUUCGAGAAAGUGGGCGAGGUCGUGCAGGAGAUGAAAAGGCUGGGGAGAGAGAAGUACGUACUUGAGACGGGCAUCGGGAGUGUCGGCGCGGGUGCUUCCAUGUCAAAAUGA
Molecule: messenger RNA, 1154 nt
Organism: Gloeophyllum trabeum ATCC 11539
Lineage: Eukaryota; Fungi; Basidiomycota; Agaricomycetes; Gloeophyllales; Gloeophyllaceae
Exons: 3
Coding region: 207-1154 (315 amino acids)
Source: RefSeq, a predicted model, not a curated record